CUCACAUCAACUCAUUUCACUCCUCCUCCUCAACAGUGACUAAUCCAAGCCAGAAGCAGGUAAAAAAGAGCAGAUGCUCUGAGCUUCACUACCAAGACCAAGCUACUACUACUACUGUCACAGUGUUACGAGCCAGCUCAGAUCGGUUGGCAGAAUGUCUCUGCUGCUUUGUUGUGUUGUGAUGGCUCUGCACCUAGCAACAGGGCUGGAUGCUGCCCCGGGGGUGGUGAACACUACAGAGGAGGAGGUGGAAGGGGUGGACUCCCAGUCACCUUGCCCAGCCGGGUGGCAUCAGAAUGAGCAUCGCUGCUUCUCCUUCUACCCCAUCUGGGCCACCUGGGCCACUGCAGAGUUGUACUGCUCCCAACACAGAGGGAACCUGGUGUCGGUUCACAGCCCGGGUCAACAGGUGUUUGUCCAGGAUCUGGUCAGGAGACAAACAGACCAGCCGGUCUGGAUGGGAGGCUACGAUGCAGCUCAGGAGGGGAUGUGGCUGUGGAGUAACGGCUCAGCUGUUGACAGUUUCUACUGGGAGGAGGAUGAGCCCAGUAACUCUGGACAGGGGGAGAACUGUAUGGAGCUGCACACUGGAGGUGGGCAGGGCUGGAAUGAUGUGGCCUGUGCAGAGCUGAGGUUCUAUGUGUGUUCUAUGGAGACAAGAUCUGGUUUAGAAUCAUUGCCAAGUCAGAAGAAAUCACAUGAGAGAGAGCUGGUUGAAGAGGUGAGUAUUUAUGACGUCCUGUGGGAGACCAGUGAGAGAGUAGCAGAUGAGAUCCUCGACUCAGCCUUCCUCAGAGGGAUGUAUUCCAGACGUCUGCCUGCCCGCUGCUAUGCUGACUUCUGCCACCAGGAGGUGCUAUACCUGGACAGAGUCAUCACCAUGCUGCGGGUGCUGAUCAGAACAGUCCAGGGUCCUCCAGACAUCAUGCUGUUUCUCCAGAGAACACAUCAACUCUACCAGGAGUCUCUGAAGGAGGCCCAGAACCAAACUCCACCACACCUGAACCUGUCCUCCAUCCAGCCCUCUGCAGCUGUGCGUCAGUACCUCCAGAGCUUCCAUGACAUUGUGAAUGAGGAGCCCAUCUACUGGCUGGUGUCUCUGCUGCCCAGAGCCCUGCUCAGACCUUACCUGGCACAGAACCUGCCCCUGGGAGAGAGGACCAGACCAGACCCCAGCCCCUGCCUCUACCCCUGGCUAAACCUCUUCCCCUGCCCCUGCUACCAGUGGGGGGGAGAGGACAUAAUGUCAGACCAGAGGAGCCAGAAGGAUGAGUCAGGGACAUAUUACAGGCAUCUACUGGAGAAGUACCAGGGUGUGAUAGACGUCUAUAAGGCUGUCAACAUCUUCAGAGUCCAGAUGAUCAACGAGAAGUCUCUCUUCACCUCCAGCUGGUUUCCCACUGGUGACGAGGAGGAAGAGGAGGACCAACCCAAUCUGUUGUCUGUGGAGUCUGGUCCUGACAUUAGGGCGAGUGACGUAUUUAUUUAUGACAUGUUAAUCUUGUAUUGAAGUCAGUCGAGGA
Molecule: messenger RNA, 1523 nt
Organism: Oncorhynchus masou masou (cherry salmon)
Lineage: Eukaryota; Metazoa; Chordata; Actinopteri; Salmoniformes; Salmonidae
Exons: 12
Coding region: 155-1510 (451 amino acids)
Molecular function (GO): signaling receptor activity
Source: RefSeq, a predicted model, not a curated record